CCCUCCCCGCCCCUUCCCUCCAGAGCCAGGCGUGCCCACAGCACUGGCAGUCGCUCCAGGGCCGCCAGAGAGAUCGGCGGGACGGCAACGCGGGCCUCGGCAAAAACAGCAGCAGCAGGAGGAGGAGGAGGAGGAGGACCUUCUGCCGAGCCUUUCCGCCUCCUUUGCCUCGGCCCUGGGCAUUAGCGGGACCUUCUUGCGGGGGAUAACAGGCGUCCGGCUGCGGCGCAAGGAUCUGCCUUGGAGGAGGAGGAGGCGUCGGCUGCUUUCGGAGGCUUGCUUUCUCGGAAGGGGGCUUGCCUUUGGGGACUUCGGGCCAACGCGGCGCCCAGAUGAGUGACUUUGGACUCAAGAACAUGGAUCAAGUAGCACCUGUAUGCAGUGUUUAUAGAGGGCUGCUCAAGCGGCAGCCUGCGUUUGAUAGCUUUGAAAGUGCAAAUUCUCUGUUUAUGGGAUACUUUCCCUCUUUAAAUGAAGAUCAGACACUUCAGGAAGUGCCCACGGGCCUUGACUCUAUUUCUUAUGAAUCAAAUAACUGUGAGUUGCCCCUUUUAACUCCAAGUAGUAAAGCGGUGAUGAGCCAAGCUUUAAAAGCAACUUUCAGUGGUUUUACCAAGGAACAGCGCAGAUUGGGCAUCCCAAGCAAUCCAUGGUUAUGGACCCAGCAUCAGGUGUAUCAAUGGCUUCUCUGGGCUGCAAACGAAUUUAGUUUGACAAAUGUAAACUUUGAAAGGUUUGCCAUGAAUGGCCAAGAGUUAUGCAACUUGGGAAAGGAGCAUUUCUUGGAACUGGCACCUGAUUAUGUUGGUGACAUUCUUUGGGAACAUUUGGAGCAGAUGAUAAAAGACAAUGAAGAAAAGCCACAGGAACAGUAUGUGGAAAAUUCCCAUCUCACUUCAUCCCCACACUGGGUCAACAACAACACAUUAGGUAUUGAUAUUGAUCAAUCCCAGUAUUGUGCUCAAGUACCCAGCUAUCCAAAAACCUUGAACUAUCCAAAAACCAGCCUUCUAAGUGACUUAUGCCAGACAUCAACUGGACAAAAUCUUGUUAAUUUGAAGCAAGAAUAUCAGAUGUUUCCUAAAGCGCAGCUAGAAACAGUCAGCAUGAAUUAUUGCUCCAUGAGUCAGGACUUUGCAAGAAACAGUCUGAACAUGCUGUUGGAUAACUCAAGUAAACGCAGGGAACUUGAUUCGAGUGACAGUGGCACAGAAAGUUAUGAGAGCUCAGACUCAUUGCUACAGUCUUGGAACAGCCAGUCCUCCUUAUCAGACGUUCAGCGUGUGCCGUCCUAUGAGAGUUUUGAAGAUGACUGUAGCCCGUCACUGUGUCUAAAUAAACCUACAAUGUCCUUUAAAGACUACAUACAAGAAAGGAGUGACCCUGUGGAGCAAGGGAAACCAGUUAUACCAGCAGCAAUUCUAGCAGGAUUUACAGGCAGUGGGCCUAUACAGCUAUGGCAGUUCCUUCUAGAACUAUUAACUGACAAAUCGUGUCAGUCAUUCAUUAGCUGGACUGGGGAUGGAUGGGAGUUCAAACUUGCUGACCCAGAUGAGGUUGCACGACGAUGGGGCCGAAGGAAAAACAAGCCCAAAAUGAACUAUGAGAAGCUUAGCCGUGGCCUGCGCUAUUACUACGACAAAAACAUUAUUCACAAGACUUCAGGGAAACGCUACGUAUACCGUUUUGUGUGCGACCUACAGAACCUGUUGGGUUAUACAGCAGAAGAGCUGCACGCAAUGCUAGGAGUACAGCCAGACACAGAGGACUGAGACUGGCUGGUGACAUUUAUGCAAAAUGCAAGAACACAUGAACUGUUAUUGAGACCUUCUGCAUCAGUCAUUGGUUUGAUCCUCUGGCUGUUUAGGAGGGUCCACUGUUAGCCACCUUAAAGAAGUGCUUUUGUUGUUGUGGAAGGAAAGAAAUUGCCUUAUUCUUGGGCGCUCUGGCUACAUCUGUCCUCCAUAACAGCAUUGAGGUCAGCACAGUUCCUAGCUGUAAUUUGAGCCUAUGAAAGUGUCCGAGGGCUCGUUCUCUGUGUUGUGUACACCGCCAUAUCAUUAAGGGUGUUUACCCCCUACCAAAGGCUGAUAGCCAUUGGCAUUUCUAGCGCAAAAAAGAAAUUCUCCUAAAAUAGCAGCCUUGCGGAUGUCAACAUGUUGUGGUGUGUGCGAGCUUAUAACAGAAAGGACGAGCUGUCCUUUGAGUAAUUCAGGUGCUGAAGUGAAUUUUCAGUGGGCAUUCUUUCAAAGAACGUGUUUUACUACUUGGUGUCCACAGACAGGUUGCAUAACCUCAGAACCAGGAGAAGCAAUGACAGGCGUUCCUCACAGGGAUGGAGGAAUUCAUACUGUUUCAGACAGCUACAUAUGUCUGUGUGUAUAAUAUGCAUAUGUGUAUUUGUAAGCAUGUUUGUACAAUUUCCUGGCAAUUUAUGCUCCUAUUUAAUAGAUAUUAUAUACUGUAAUUUAAACUCACGUAAACAUGUGAACGAGGAAGAAAGUAAAUGUUUCAUUUUGGAACAGUAGCAUCUGGAAGAAUUCACUCUGUGGAAGGAGUUAAUGAGAUACAAUAGAAUAGGCGCAUGCUAAGUGCCAUUGUUGUACAAAAUGGUGUGGUCACAGCUACCAAAUUCUGGAAGUAUUUUUUCCAUAAUCGACUAAUAGUGCAGUCUACAGCAUAAAAGCUCAGUUUGACUCCCCUCUCCCCUUAAAUGAAAUUGAAAAUGCUAACAUUGUUUAAAAACUAUUUAUUGAUGGGUGUCUCCCAUGCAUGUCCUUUAAAAAUGUAUAUACGAUCUUUAUUUUUCUCUCAUGUCACUAUUCCCCACCUUCUUUCCCUCACCUAGAAUUAUCCUGAUUAAAAUAUGGAUUCUAUUUUUGGUAAUGUUUCUGACUUCGUUUCAGUGAUUUGGAGAAAGAUGUGUAGCAGCUAUUUUUACUGCCAAAAAGUUCACUGGAAAAUGUGAUUUGUAAGACUAUUUUUUAAUCUUGAGAUUGAUGUAAAUGUACAGUGUGAGGUUUAAAAGUACCAAAUUUUAUUAAAACCUCUUGAACAAA
Anolis sagrei ordinatus is the source of this 3059-nucleotide messenger RNA. It is a transcript of the gene ETS2, whose product is annotated as ETS proto-oncogene 2, transcription factor. The record is from RefSeq and is a predicted model, not a curated record. Gene Ontology annotation, molecular function: DNA-binding transcription factor activity, RNA polymerase II-specific; sequence-specific DNA binding. Gene Ontology annotation, biological process: regulation of transcription by RNA polymerase II; cell differentiation. Gene Ontology annotation, cellular component: nucleus. Lineage: Eukaryota; Metazoa; Chordata; Lepidosauria; Squamata; Anolidae.